GCUGUCGUGCGUGAAGUUUGUAGCAUGUGAUGUUCCGUGAAAAGUGUUAAUUUUUUACGAAAUUUUUUGAAAAUUAUUGGACUGCGCUGUGCCUGAAUGUGUUAUAUAGAUAUUAUAGUUUGUGCACCAUUAUUAGUGAUUAGUGUAUAGUGUUAACGCUUUAAAAUUCAUUUACAUGGAUAAAGCCGUCACUUAGGUUCGUUAAGGUUAGCACUUUUUUUCGUCUGUUGUUUUUCUUAAAAUAGAUUUCAGUGCGGGUUGCAAUGAUAUUUCAGUUUUGUUUGUGUAACGCCUUCAUGUGACUUCAGUUCUUUUCAUGGAACCUUGAACUACAAACUUGACAUGGAGUCGCAUAUUCUAAAUAUGUACCAUCAGACUUAUCAAAGUCUAGGUCAUAAGAUUGUGCGCUCAAAAAGUGAGUCCCUGUCCUCUGAGAGCAGUUGUAACCAAAACAGUCCUGAGUAUACACAGAGUCAAGAAACUACUAGAUUUGAAGAUGAAGGACAGUAUUGGCACAUCAAAGACCGGGAUGGUAGGGUGUGGAGUCAGAACCAGAAUGUUAAUAUAACACAAUCCAAUCAAGAUACAAGUAUAGAUGAAGAUGAAAAUGUAGAAAUACAGGAAAUAUCUAUAGAUGAUAAAAACUCCGAGUGUAAUGACAAUGUGGAUUUGUUAGAAGCAGAAAAUUUAGAGGAAAACUCACUUGUAGAAGGUGACGAUUAUGAUGUAAUUCAAGUGUUUGCUGUUGACCCUGAUAUAGACCUAGAAGCUUCAUCGGAUGAAGAUCAAGAAGAUUACUGCAUAGAGGAAGAUUCUAAUAACUCUGAUGAUGGUGAAUAUUUAGUCGCAGAAGAUAAAACCAUCCAUCAAUUUUCUGGUACUAUAUAUGGUACAAAUAACAGAACACAUAGUAUAUGCCAAGAUAGCUUAGGAGUUAACUUUGAUACAGCAGUAGUUUCUAAUGUCGAUGAAUAUUUCAUUAAAGCAAGUGAUGACAAAUAUAUAUUAGAGGCUAAAGAUGAACCAGUUGUCAAAGAUGUGGAUGAAUACUUUAUUAAAGAAAAUAAAGAAGAUCCAAAAGUUGCAAAUGUUGAAAACGACAUUUUUAUUAAGAGCACAUUGCCAGAAGACACUGUUUUUCGGAUAUCAAAAACUCUACCAGAUAAGAUAUUCGCUGAUAGUGAUUGUAAUAUUUAUAUCAAAACAGAAACAGAAGAAGAAGUUGAAGAAGAAGAUCCUCCAGCAGAUGUAUCAAUAAAUGAAUCUGAUUUAGAAGUACUUCCAAAUAUAGAAGAUUUAAAAAGAUUCCUUCUAGAAGACAUGUCUUAUAGCAAACACAGAAGUGCCCAAAAGCAAUGUUCAGUAUCUCUUCCACAUUCUCCAAUACAUAAUAUUUGUAUGGAUGUAGAUGCUAAAACUUGUUUAAGCUUUGAAGAUCUUAAUUUGGAUUUGUCUGAUCUUACUUUUGAGAAUGAUAAAGAAAAAUCAGGCACCAGUUCUAAAAACGAUGAUAUUCCACGCACAUUGACAGAAGAAGACGUUAACAGCUUUCUUAUAACAAACAAUAUAUUAGAGCCUAAAACAAUUGUUAAGGAUGACGAUGAUUUAAGCCAACAAGAUAUGGAUAUAGAUAGGCCUGUUGAUUCAAUCAUUAGCAAUGUAGAUGAAACUCCAAUAAUAACAGUCCCACUUGACCGAAAACACACUUCCACCCCUCUUCCAGAACCAAACGUUUUGGAAUUUUGUAUAGAAAAGAUAACUGUUAAGAAAGAGCCCGAUAUAAAAGGGGAGCCAGAUGACUUUGUAGAUGUAGAAUCAUGUAAUGAUACUGUUAUACCUGUUUUGGAGGCAAAUAAUCUAAAUUCGCUUCUUGAACAGUUUGAGGCAACUGAAAAAUUAAACAAUAAAAACAAAAAGUCAAUAGUCCAUGUCAGGGAGCCAAAAAUGAAAAGUUUAACUAGUGGUAUGCGCUUACAGGAUGCUGGCGUCCAACUAAACAAAACCAAAAUGCGUCAAAUAUUGAUGCCGUCAACAGUUAAUUCGGUGAUCAGACGAUCUCCAAGCCCUGUUCACUCUGAUCACGACUAUUGCUCUUCGAAAAAGCGGCUCAGUGUUCCUAAUCUAAAGGGAGGGCAAAGUCUGCUGAAACCAGAGGUUCUUUCAAGCAACAAUAGGAUAUUGAACUCUAGGCACAGGUCUUGUAAGAAUAAAAAAGUAGUGUAUCAUCUAAGUAGUGAUGAGGAAAGUGAAGUUAACAAUGUAAAGAAAAAUAAACUUUUAAUAGAUCGUUCUAAUGAUGACAGUGACAUUAAGCCAAUCAAGAAAUCUAGUGUAAAAGUUAAGCAGACAGUGAAUUCAAAUCAUCGUAAAAAACUAUCACCUACACAUAGUGUGUCGAACGAUAGUGGUACUGAUAAAAAUAACGGUUCUGUGAUUGCGAAAACUGCUUUUAAAGCAAGUGAUACUCCUUGUAGUCAAAGUUCUAAUGGUAGUAUUAAGUUAACUAUUAAAAAUAAAUCUGAAGUUAUUAUCAAAAACUGUGAUGUUAAGGACAAUCGUAAAGAUAUGGUUUUUGAAAAACAUAAAAGUAGUAGUAAGUGUAAUAGCACAAAUAAAUUAUCUAACAAUAUAAACAAUUCUGUAAAAUAUAUUGAACCAGUAGAUAGGAACAAAAAUAAAGACGUGAAUAGUUUAGGAAUUCAUAGUGAUGAAUAUAAAAAACAGGAAGUCAAUUCAAAUUCUGAGCACUUUUAUACUGCACUAUUUAGUAAUAAGCAAGAUGUGCAAAUUCCUCAUUCAAUACCUUUAAAGAUCGAAAAUACAGGUAAUGAGGAAGAGAUUAAAGUAUUUGCCGAGGCACAGCCUCCUCAUGACAAUGAGCAACCACAGAAAAAGAAAAAAUUGAAUCUCCAAGAAUAUAAGUUACGUCGAGGCGGUAAUUCAAACAGUAGUUCAGCACAAGUCAGUCCUGAGGCGAUAUUUCCCGACAUGCCGUGCAAUCUUAACUUGGACAAAAAUAUUAAAAGUCCAAUUAGUAUAAGUCCUAAUAACUUAUUAGUUCCUAAAGAGGAAGUAAGUGCUGUAACGGAAAAUAAUGUUUUUGAUCCAAUACGAGAGGCUUCACGAAAAAUACUUAUGAAUUCGAGAAAACAAAAAGCGGAGGCUAUGAGAAAAAGAGACGAAGACAUCGUGAUGAGUAAGAUACCAAAAGUGGAAAAUCUAGAGCUUCAGCCCCUUAUAAGUGACGCAGAAAUGAUGAAAAUUGUAGCCAUGACCUCUGAAGUUCUGCCUGUUCCUGUGCCAACUCCACCAGUUGUCGAAGAAGAAAAAGUAAAACUGGCAACGAAACAUCCUCCUACGGAUUACGAUGAAAUGGUAGUAGUCAGCGUCGGCACUAACACAGAUGAAAAUGUAUUCAAACAAAUUGAACAACAAAAAGCAAUAGAAAGUAAGAAACGUAAAUCAGAAUCACCUCAAACGGAAAACAAAACACCGAUAAACUUUAAAAUUAAAAAAUCUGACCACGUGUCGAAACAUAAUGUUUUCGAUCCCGUCAAAAGUAAUAGGCACAGUACAAACGAUAAAAACCAUUCUGACAUUAAAUUCAAUAAAGAGAGGCUCAAAGAUAUUACAGCAACGUUGAAAAGCGUUGAGAAAUCAGUCGAAACUAAAAUAUCAAGUAAUUCAUUGUUCGCUAGUAUCCAAGAUGUUGUGAUGAAAAAGACUCCAAUCACAAAUGGGGAGCAAAAAUCAUCAAAGCCAAACUCCCCAGUUGAAAAACGCGAAUUUAAAUAUACAAAAACAACAAUAAUUCGAGAAUACGAUACUAAAAAUGAACACGGUGAAGAUAAAAUUAUACUUCAUCUAGAUAAGAAUAGAAAGAAGCCCGAUGUUGCCACAAUUGAUGUACAAACUGAAACACCAUCGGUAUGUGUAACUAAACCAAUUGAAAAAGUUACCCCAAAAGCAGUGAGUGCUUCACCGAGAAAAAGAAAUGACAGUGACAUGUCAAUGUCGAGUGAAGAUAGUCCAGUUCGUGUCAAAAAAGUACAGACGCCACCGAAAAUUGAAGAAAAGGCACCUGUUAAAAUAAGAACUGAGGCGACUAGACGCGAAAUAAAGCGAUCUGAGUCUAAAGAAAAACGUUCUCGGUCCAGAGAUAGGUAUGACGUCAAAUACAGACGGUCUAGGUCACAUUCGAGAGGACACAGAAGGAAACGAUCACACAGCCGCAAAAGAUCUAGAUCUCGAGGACGAUAUCGUCGUUACAGACGAUCAGACUCGCCUUAUAGGAGGAAAAGACGAACACGGACAAGAUCUCCAUACAGAUCUAGACGAUCACCCUCCUCUCGCAGAGAUUACCGUCCCAAUAGAUCGAGGUCAAGGUCGAAACAUGCGGAUAUUGAAACCAAAAGCCCAGUCAAGAAAAGGCCAAGCCCCCAUUACAAUGGGAAUAACGAAAAGAAACCUGUGAAGUCGUUCACGCCUCCGUUACGAAAACCAACGGUUUCUGAAAGUUCUGAAUCGUCCACGUCUUCCAGCUCAUCCUCGUCAAGUAGUUCCACUACGUCGACAGAGUCGCGUGAAUCGACUAGUCCAGUGAAGAAAGACGAAAUAUACGGUAUAAAGGGCUACAGGAGUUCCUAUAGUUCGGAGGACAGAGAAAGUAACACGCCAGUGGAAGAGAGACGUAUAGUGUUCGUGGGAAGGUUAGACAAGGACGUGACUAAAGGAACUCUGCGUUCGCAGUUCACCAAAUUUGGACCCGUCACUGAAGUGAGAUUGCAUUCUAAGGAAGACGGGUCGCGUUAUGGCUUCGUGACCUUCCAAAGGCCGAAAGACGCGUGGUCGGCAGUGGAGGCCGCGAACUCGUUGCCACAGUACGACGUCGGCUUCGGCGGACGACGGGCCUUCUGUAGGCAGAGUUACGCAGACCUUGAUGGUCUGGAAGCGACUUACAGCGAGAGCGCUUUCCAGGGCCAGCCGGCGUUGCCAGCUCGACGCAACGACGACAUGUCCUUCGAGCAAAUGUUGCUAGACAUAAAAAAUAAAUUGAACAAACGGAAAGGCGACAAAAUUCGCACAGACGACAGCACUGCUUGACGUUUACCCCAUUUUAGUUCGUCCAUCUUAAUAGAAAAUACCUCGCGUUUGUUGUCUGUGCUUGUCAAAGUGACGUUUGACAGGUGUCAGUGCGAUAUCUUUAUCUGUGACACGAUGGUGUCGAAAUGAAAUAUAGUGGCGCUUUGUAACAACUGUCAUUUUUAAAGGAUUUAUCUGACUUAUACUCUAUUGAUUGUUAAUAUAGCAUUGCUUAUGCUUACUUUUACUUUAUUAGUAAAGUAAAAGUAAGCAUAAGCAAUGCUUUAAAGGUUAAUAUUUUUCAUUAGAUGGCCUAUGAUAACAUUAUGAUCAUAUUUUUUUUUCAAAAUCGCUGAUGUAAUUUACUAUUUUAAGAGAAUCAUGAAGUUAAAAAAUAUUAGAAAAAAAUCUAAUGUAUUUUUAACCGACUUCAAAAAAAGGAGGAGGUUUCUCAAUUCUACCGUAUAUAUUUUUUUCAUCAUGUAUAAAAACUUAUUUAACUUUACUAUUUUCUAACUAUGCUUUUACAUUAAAACAAUCAUGUUUUUAUCAAACUUUAAAACAGUAAAUAUUUUCAAACUGAGAAUCCAAUUUGUAAAUUGAAGAUGGCCACAAAACCAUAGAUUACAAAUCCUCAAACCUGUGAGGUAACUUUAGAAACUUUCAAAAUGGCAGUUGUUAUUUUAGUCGUUUAAUUGUGCAAUUAAAAAGACAUUUUGGUGUUUUAAAUGUAUAAAAUAAUUGUUGUUUUCUCAACGUUCCUCUUGCUAGUUAGAAAUAUUGUUUUUGUACAUUUAUAGUCUUUUUUUAGUUCUCAGUACAUAACGAUAUCUUAGUUUAGUCUAACGCUACCUCAAAAUACGAAAAAGAAAACUAUUCAAUUUGAAUUCGUACAUUGUGUAUUUUUUUUUUAAUUUUGUGCUGCUUUGAUUUGAAAUAACUUUGUUGUUUAAUAGAAAAAAAUAUAUUAUUCUAUAUUUUUUUUUUUAGUGUGAAAAUAUUGUAAAAAUUGUGUACAUAAGAAACUAAAGUGCUAUGGGGUAAUUGUGAAAAUGGGGAUAUUCAGAAAUUUGAGAAUAUUUAUAUCCAAUUUAUUUUGGAUAUAAAUAUUCUCAAAUUUUGCGAAAGCAAAACGCAAAAUUAUUUAUGGCGUCGUUUUAUUGGUCUUUCAAGUUCAAACUUCAAAUAUUUUUCUUUGGCAUAUCCCCAUUUUCCCAUACCAGAGCGUUAUAUAAAACCAUGAUGGUGUGAAAUGUUAAAAAAGUGCUGGAAAACUUUAUGAUGCAAGUGUUAAAUAUUCACAAAAAAACGGUUUUAGUGUAAGUUCUUAAAGGAACUUGAUCGCAUAAAAAUGUUUUUCUUUUCUUUUAAUUUUUGUAGAGGCUUCCUUUAACACACAAUAUUGUGACGGUUAGUAUAGUACCUUUAUGGUAAGGUCUAUUUUGGGAAGUCUGUUUGGCUUUAGACGUACUGGUAAGAUGACAGAUCAAGCGCGUUUGCGUGUGUGUGAACCAUUAACCUCUUAUAAAAAAGUAGACACACAACAUAACAUCAAGUGGAGUUUGGCUAACGAAAGUAGAGACUGAACUCGCUCGCCAAAUUUCAAAAAUCAUUUAAACAAAUAAAAAAGACAUGCGUUUUCAUAAUUUGUUUAAUAUUUUUUUUUUGUUUGUGAAUACAAUAUAAUUGCAAUAUAAUUUUAAGAAUUUACUGCGAUUUUUUUCAUAAUUUGGCGAGCGAUUUGAGUCUCCACUUACAUUAGUCAAACUCUGUGAUCGCAGUCAAGGGCUAACUUGUCAAGGAAUAUAAAAAACACACUAACGCAAUUUCUGUCAACUGUUUGCUGUCAAUCACUUGUCUGUACAUCUUACCGCUAUAACCAAAAUAAAAUUUGUCUCCGAAAUACAAACUAAACUAUCAACAUCGACCUUUAUAAUAAAAGAACGCACAAUCUUGUAGAAAAUUUCACUUAUAAACUGGUCAAUUUUGUUUUGAUAGUUUUAAAAUUAUUGGUAAAGAAAAUUAUACCUAAAGGUAUAAUAAUAAUAAUAAAAUAUUCAAAAAAUCCCAAUAUACCUUUUAAAAUAGUCCAAUAUUCAAAAAAAUCCAAAUUCAGAGCAAAUUCAACCUUAAGUAUUGAGUAUAAGGGUUGAAUUUGCAAAUGUAACUACUUUGCAAAUGUGCCAAAAAGUUGUGUUUGGCACUCAUUGAGUGCGGACGUUUUUUGGUCGCUGAUUGUGCAUCCACUUUUUAAUAGGAGAUCGAUGACUAUCAACUAUCCAUUUUGAUUUUGCUUUGCGUUGCAAAAGUCGAAAAUAAUUUACACGAUAAAUUUAAUAGGCGAUUCCAUAAAUAAAGCCUAACACUAAAGGGUUUAACUAAGAGAUGAAGAAGUCUUUCAUGUUUGACUUGUAGUCGUAAAAGUGGACCAUGUUUUACUUAAAGGAUAAUUAAAAGACAAGAAUAUUUGCCAUAUCUUUUAAUUGUGACCAAUAUUCUUGAUUCCUUCCAAUGUCGGAGAAGACUGUUAGGGGCCCGUGGAACUGUCGAGGCUUAUUUGAUUAAUAAUUGUGUAUUAAUUACAUAAAAGUACAUAUAUAUGAGUACACUUGUUCAAGACUUCUGAAAAUGGUACCCAAACACAAUACAAACUUUCAUCCUAUAUUUAAAUACAAAUUUUUUUAAAGCGGUUAACCUCUUCAAAAAAUUGUGAAUGAAUGUAUAGAAAUUACUCUAUUUAUAAAUGAGAAAAUUUGUUUUGCGGUUGCUAAAACCGCUGGAUUUAGCUCUUGUCUAUGGCCGCUAUUUGAAAACUUUCAAUACACUUUUAAUUCUGUUACAAUAGUUUUUUGUCUGUUGACGUAGUCACAUAAAAACGCUUCCAAUAUAUUAACACUAGUGCCAAAAUUUAUUCUGUUCCUAGAUUUUUUUUUAUAUAUAAUAUAUAUUAUGUGAAAGAAAAGGCAGCUAGAAUCACUUUGUAAAAAAUACAUGCCUUGUUAUUCUGCUUUAGCCAAUUUCACCCUAAUGUUAGCCUGUUUAAAAAAACAAUCAACAGAUAAAAAGAUGUUUUAAGUCAACAUGGCAACAAGUGAAGUUGUUUUUUAUAUAAUUUACUUUAUCGUUAGUAUGUUAUAUUAUUAUAAAAAAAAACAAUGUCUUCAGAAUCAAAAGGGGUAGUACCCAGAGCUGAAGUUGAAUAAAAAAAACAAUGAUAAAGUUAUGAUAAAUAUAUUUUAAAGUGCCACUCUUAUCUGGCGCGGUGAGUGUUGCUGUUGUCGCUUUUUAUGAUAAUGUUUUUUCAAAAUGGCGAAGCCGUGGUUUUAGUUUCAGUUUUGGUCACCGGGUCAGAAAAGUUUGUGGCACUGUAACAAAAAGUUAAAAAAAUAGGUAUUACAUUAAAUGUGGAAGUACCUCAAAAAAAUCAACAUGGCUUCAAUGAAACAUAAUCCAUUAAUGUAUGUAUGACAUAAUGAGUGUUGCCAGAAAUAUCUAUAUUUUAAUGCUUAUAAAGACUGCUUCAAUAGACUGGUUUAGAUUCGUGUAGAUAUACAAAGUAUUAUGAAUUCGGUUGCAAUUAUAAAGUCAAACAAUAAAUAUAUUAGUGUACCAUAAAGAAAUAUUUUAAUUAACAAUAUUUUUCAGAAAUCAGCUAUUUGGAAUCGAAAUUGAUUCGACUUGAAGUGAUUUCAGAUUUUACACAGUAAAUAAAUUAAAAAACAGCAAUUUCAUCAGCAAUGGAUUUGUCCAAGAACCUUCCUAAUCGUUUUUGUAAAUAAAUGAAAGUAGAUAUAAAUAUGAUACGUAAAAAAUCUGUCUUCAAAAUGCAAUUAAUAAUUUUCAAAAUCGAUUUACUCAGGAUCCAAUGAUUUUGGUUUAUGAAGUAUGUAGUCACUUUGAAAAGUAAACAUUAAAUAUAUAUAUUUAUAUAUUGACGUCUUAAAUUUUAUUUACUUAUUUGGUCUAAUAGCGAAUAAUAAUAAUAAAAAAGUCAUUUAUUUGUUUUAAUUUACAUAAAUUAAAGGAGAUGGUCCUUUGUAUGAAAUCUUGAAAAAGUUGGAGGUGCAUGCCCCGGACCGGAUUCGAACCCAGACUUUCCGGAAUCGGAGGCAGAGGUCAUAUCCACUGGGUUAUCACGGCUCAACUUUUAACUUAACUUUUUCAGUUGUGUGCAUUUUAAGAAGUUAAAUAUCACGUGUCUCAAUCGGUGAAGGAAAACAUCGUGAGGAAACCUGCAUACCAGAGAAUUAUCUUGAUUCUCUGCGUGUGUGAAGUCUGCCAAUCCGCAUUGGGCCAGCGUGGUGGACUAUUGGCCUUACCCCUCUCAUUCUGAGAGGAGACUCGAGCUCAGCAGUAAGCCGAAAAUGGAUUGAUGACGACGAUGAAAUCUUGUCAGUGUACAAAAAGAAAUAAAAAGUCAUGAAAUAUAAACAAUUUUUCAUUAUUAAAUUCUACAAUUCUACGAGUAUACUUUGAAUUUAACGCAAUUAAUUGUCUAAUUAUGAAUACAUUUUAAAUACAUUUUUUUUAAACGGACGGAAGGAUGCCAACUUUGUAAAUUUCUUCACCAAUAGAAAGCCACGUAGUAAAACCAUAAGUAGAAAACAAAAAUAGAACCAUAAGUAGAAGACAGAAAAGAUUUUUUUUGUCUUUUACUUAUGGUUUAGUUCAAUUUGUUCAUUUAUUUUAUUUUUAACUAACAGCCGGUCAACGGUUUUAACCGCGUAGUUCCGGUUCCCGUGGGUGUACGCGGAUAAAGCCUAUGACACUCACAAAUAACGUGACUUUCUAUUGGUGAAAGAAUUUACAAAAUCGGUUCAGUAGAACCAGAUAUUACACCUUACAAUACCACAAACUUUACUUCUUUAUAAUAUUAAUAUUAUAGUUGAAAUCCCUGUACUUUUUUAAAUUUUAAUAGUAUGUAAUAAAUUUACUGGGCUUAAAAUGAAACAUCUUCUUAAGGUAAAAAAAAGGUAAAAAAUAUUUUUAACCUAUUACUGUACUGUGUUACAAGGUUGUAUCAGACGUUAUAUUUUUUGUUUUUGGAUGACCGGACUUAUUAACCAAAUUAUCUACAUAUACAACUAUAGAGCUAGUCUGAUUAUUUAUAAUUAUGGUAUGGGCAACUGGGAAACACUCUUGAUGCUAAAUGUUGCCAGGUUUUGAAAUGAAACAUCAAAUUCUAAACAAAUUAUAUUUAAAGUAUUUUUACUUGGCAUCCUAACACAUUCAUUGUGCUUUUGUAUUGUCUAUGAACAAAGAAUUUUUUAGCCAAUUUUCCUUAGACAGAGAAGUAAAUAGAUAGAUAGAAAUCAUCUAUCGCAUUCACUUAAAAAAAUAACAACAUAUGCAAGGACACUGUCAAGAUAAAAGAUAAUUUCGAUAUUCGUGUACGGUUUAAUUUUUUCAGGCUCAGCGAUGACCAAACAAGGUGGAGAAUCUUCAAUUAUUUAUUAAACGUAUUGUGAGCACGAAAUUACAUUCUGAACUGGUUGCCAACUAUUAGUGACCACUUGAAUAUUGGUGAAAAAUCGUUCAAUGGCAUGUUUUUAAUUUUUCAGUUUCGAAAUCGUUUAUAUUUUGACAUAAUCAUUACACACAUCAAUUGUCUAUAUACUUCUCUGUCUAUUAGUUUCACACUAGCACAAUGUGUUAUGAUGUCAGGUGUAAAUUAACAUUAUACCUAAGUUGAAAUCAACGGAAUGAUAAGGCAAAUAAUGUCUUAACGUCUGACGACAUUAGAUGUUAUUGUUUCUUGUUUAAUUAUAUUUAUUUCUAAUAAAGUUUUAAGUGUAUUUAAAAAAAAAAAAUAUUGUUUUAAGUUUUUUUCUCUUAGUUGUAAGCCUAAGUAUUGAAUGUCUGAGAUUUUCUCCUUUACCACAGGUUUAUAUUUUGUUUGGUUAACGUGUAAAAUAAAAAAAAAAACUGACAGUCAAUACUUUAAUGUAAAUAUGAUUUGACAUAUUUUUUUUUCUUUAAUACUUAUAAUAAGAAAUGUCUACCAUUAUGUUAUAAGAUGUAGAUGUGUAUCAUUGUCUAUGAUCUAAAGUGUUCGCGCCAAAAUAGUACAUUAAUUUUGUAGGAUUAAAAAAAUUAAUAAAAAGCAGUCCAUAUUUUUUUCCAUUUUAGUUAAUUUUUUUUUAGAUUUUUAGCACAAUUCGCUCUAAUUGAGCAUGUUAUGUGUUUACUGUUCAGUAAAAAUAUAAAAAUAAUAAAAAAAAAAUCGAUAUCAUGCCUCACAACAAUUUUUUUUAUGAACAAAAUCAAUGUUGUUUUCGGUAUUUUAAAUAGGAUGCUCUCUUUUUUAUUAAAUCUGUUAAAAAUAAUACGCUAAAGUAUAACGUAUUAAGGGUUGGUUUUGUCGUUUUUUUAAAUCUUUAUUAAGUUUUGAUUGUACUGAAACCGGUUGCCAAAUAUUUUUGUACGAGCAAUGACCUUUACCAAUAGUUAGAGGAUAAGCACACAACCAUAAACUAUAAUUAUUUAUAAUAUUAUCACAGAUUAAAGAAUAAUAGGCAGAUAGAGCUUACGGAACACGAUAUUAAUACAUAAACUGUUUACAAAAAUUAAAGAAAAAAAACUAAAGUAUUUUUUACUGGCAAUUAUGGAUUAUUAUAAUAAUUUACGUUAUAACAACAAUUGUUGUUAGUGUUCAAUUUUCAAAUAUAAAUUAUGAAAAAAGAUUGUAUUAAUGCGGAUGUCAAGGAGACGCGUGACGGUUUUUAAUGGGUUUCACCGGCUUCACCACGCUGCGUGUAAAGACUCAUUCUAGAUCAUUCUUUAUUCUGUGAUUAUCAUAAAAAAUAAUUUUAACCUUUAUUAUUAUUUUUUAUAAUACUAUUAUUAUUCAUUAUACCUUUAUUAUUAUAUACACGUGUGCUUAAGACAUGCCUUUAAUGGCCAUAGACUUACAAAAUAGGGCAUUGGUCUCCCAUAAAAAAUAUCUCUAAAAGAUUACCGCAAUCAAGAAAAGAUUUAAAUGUUUCAGAGACCGAAUAACGACAGAAUUUUCCUUUUAUAUCUGUAUUUAAGAGCGAUUACAUUUAAAAAUUAUGAAAAAAUUAAGUUAAAUAAACUUUUUUUUUUAAUCGAAAUUUAAUUUUAGUACUUACCUUAUUUAUUUUGUUCCUUAUAGUAUAUGCUACCAAAUCAUAGACUAAAUACUCUAAUAAAAUAGAAAAUCAUUUUGUUAGUUUUACAGAUUUUAUUUACCUACUGUGUAGCUCAAUUUUUAGAUUAUAAUGUUUUUAAAAAAUCAAAAUUUCUAAAACAUAAAUUUCUAAUUUUAGAAACAGAAAUAGUUUUUUUUUGUAUUAUUACAAAAAUCAUUCGAAGUAGUAAGUAAAUUGUUUUUAGUUUUAACUUUGAUAUGCAACUUUUUAGAAUGUUACCUAAUGUAUUUGUUAACUUAACCUUCCUGAUAAAAAUAGUUAUUUUGUAAUGGUUUUUGUUAUCUAUAUAUUUUUUUGUCUCAAUUAUUCACGUAUAAUCAAAGCGAGAUAGAUAUAUAUAGACUGACAUAAAUAAAAAUAACUGUGCUGCAUUAUGGAAUUAGUUAUUUUGGAAAUAGGAAUUGAACACGGAACGUACCUACGAAUUAUGUAAAUAAUAUUAAAGUUGUUUUAAAAAAAAUACUUACUGUGUCGACGAACGAACAUCUUGUAAAUGUAAAAUUUUUAAUUAAAAAUUAAAAAUGUCCACAUGUU
Molecule: messenger RNA, 12788 nt
Organism: Bicyclus anynana (squinting bush brown)
Lineage: Eukaryota; Metazoa; Arthropoda; Insecta; Lepidoptera; Nymphalidae
Gene: srl
Exons: 8
Coding region: 343-5103 (1586 amino acids)
Biological process (GO): positive regulation of transcription by RNA polymerase II
Cellular component (GO): nucleus
Molecular function (GO): transcription factor binding; RNA binding
Source: RefSeq, a predicted model, not a curated record